This is a messenger RNA of Xiphias gladius (swordfish), 2469 nucleotides long. It is a transcript of the gene lmnl3, whose product is annotated as lamin L3. The transcript has 12 exons. The coding region runs from base 304 to 2091 and encodes 595 amino acids. Lineage: Eukaryota; Metazoa; Chordata; Actinopteri; Istiophoriformes; Xiphiidae. The record is from RefSeq and is a predicted model, not a curated record.
GUGCGUCAACUCGUCAAAUUUGAUUAAUUUCAGCUGUGGACAUCUUUCGUGUACGAAAACGUCCACCGACAAGUUCUGGGGACCAGAUCCAGGUUUUUCAUCUGCAGCGAUGAUCGAUGAACUGUACAGGAGCGAUUCAGUGUGACUUUUAAUAAUUUUAAAUAUUACUGCAUCCAUUGCUUGUGGUAGUUCGAAUGGGUGGACGUUACUGCGGGCCGUAGUUUUGUAUAUGACUCUUAAAAUCAACCAAAUUUUCUGGAUUACUGGUGGACCCUAACUAGGAGUGUCCAACCUACCACCAUCAUGGCCUCUGCCACCUCCACCCCUGCUGUUUCCAGCGGCCGCUCCAGCCGCUCCGCAUCCCGUUGCAGCGCAGCCGCCGGCCUCACCACGUCCAGCACCAGCCCGACCUGCCUGUCUCGCAUGCAGGAGAAAGAUGAGCUUCGACACCUCAACGACCGCCUCGCCAACUACAUCCAGCGGGUCCAAGAGUUGGAAAGCGAGAGGUCCUCCAUACUGAUUCAGCUGGAGGAAAAGGAUGAAUCGAAAAGCCGGGAGAUGGGCAACGUGCGGCGGCUGUAUGAGGAGGAGUUGGCCGAUGUCAGAAAGUCCCUGGACGGCCUGGCCGGAGAGAGGGCCCGUCUACAAAUCGACUACGGGAAUCUCUGCGAGGAGUACAGGAAACUUCAAGCUAGGAACCAGAAGAAGGAGAGUGAUCUGGCGAACGCGUUGGCCCAGUGGAGGAAAGUUGAGGCAACUCUGAGCUACAAGGAUGCUGAAUGCACUAAGUUGCUGUCUGAGAACAGCAGACUCAAGGACGACUUUACUGACCUGCAGGGCCAGCUGGAAAAUGUAGAGGGCGUACUGUCAGAUGCCAAGAACCAGCUGAGCUCUGAGAUCCUGAGGAGGGUGGACUUGGAGAAUCAGAUGCAAACACUCAAAGAACAGCUUGAACUGCAGAAGAACAUCAGUGAGCAGGAGAUCUUGGAGAUCCGAAGCCGACAUGAGAGCCGUCUAGUGGAGGUGGACUCAGGAAGACGUAGAGAGUUUGAGAGUAAACUGGCUGAGUCAAUGCAGCAGCUCCGCCAGGACCAUGAGUCUCAGCUGCAGCAGUACAAAGAAGAGAUCGAAAGAACCUUCAGCUCAAAGUUACAGAAUGCCCAGCAGGCUGCACUGGAGAAAAACAACAUUGUGUCAGCCACCAAAGACGAACUGGAAACCACUAAGAUCAGAGUAGAGACCCUCAGCUCCCAGCUACAGCAGUACCAGAAAGAUAAAAUGGUGCUGGAGAGCCGCUUUCAGGAGCUGGAGAGGACUCUGGACAGGGAGCGGGAGGUUUGGCAGAAGAAUCUCAGUCAGAAGGAGCAGGAGCUGCUGAACAUGAGAAGCCAGAUGUACAGCCAGCUGGAAGACUACGAAAACCUGCUGGAUGUCAAGCUAGCUCUGGACAUGGAGAUCAAUGCUUACAGGAAGAUGCUGGAAGUGGAGGAACAGAGAUUGCAGCUGUCACCCAGCCCCUCCCAGCGUACAUCUAUACCUCGAACACAUGAACACAGCAGCCGCAAACUCAGAGGGAAGAAACGGAAACAUGAGGGAGCCUCUGGCAGCUCACCUGCCUAUAAAAUGUCCAGUCGUUCAACAGCCCAUGGUACUGUGAGCGUGGCAGAGGUCGACACCGACGGAAAAUAUGUUAGACUGAAGAACCACACUGAGACAGAGCAGCCACUGGGUGGUUGGGUAGUUCGGAGGAUGUAUCCAGACUCUGGAGACAUCUCCUUCCACAUCCCCUCCUCCUGUGUCCUGGCUGGUGGGCAGACACUCACAAUCUGGGCAGCAGGUGCAGAGGUGGAGGCUGAUUCUGGGGACCUGAUUCUUCAGGGCCACAGGAGCUGGGGCCCCAUCUCUGAUGUAAGGGUAAUCCUCCUGAACCCCAACCAUGAGGAGAUGGCUGAACGCAGUGUGCAUAUGCAGGGUAGAGGUGAUGAGGAAACUGAACUGGAGUUUGAUGAAGAAUUUGUUUCAGGCAGUGACAUCCAGCAUUUUCGGAGACAGCCAAAGAGAAAGAAGAAGAAGUGUUGUUCUGUGUCUUGAGUGCAGAGCAGACAUGUGCUGUACAGUAGGAUCUAUCCAAGGAGGCAAGCUGUGCCGUCAUGUGAUUGCAUGAUCAUCUCCUGCUGACCCUCACGUCCACCUGGAAAACCUGGUCUUCCUUUGGCCUCAACAACAAACUCCACUCUCCGAUUUAAACUACAGUAGGACACUGAGAUGUUAGUUUUGACUCUGAAGAGAUCAGAUGCCUUACAGCAACAGUAUCAACCUCAGUAUUCCUCACCUGUUUCAUCACUCUUAACUGCACAAGAUAUGAGCUUUGCCUUGAAUCGAUCUAAUUUAAAUGAAUGUGUGUGUGUGUGUGUGUGUGUGUGUGUGAAAUAAAACUGUUGGUAUAAUAAAGUUUUAUAAACAAAUACA